ACUCGCAUCGAAGCAACACUACAGCUGAGUCGCCCACCUGAAAAGUCGCCAAAUAUACAUAUAUGUAUGGUAUAGUGUUCCUAAGAGACUUCAAAAUAAAUAACAUUUAAAUAAAUACUGAAGUAAAUGAUUGAGAUAAAAGCAAAGUUAGUACGCGCUGAUUCGGCAAUAUAUGCCACAGGGGAACGAGUAGAAUGUCUCAUUGAAUUUACACACAGUAGCAUGAUUGGUGACGAUAACAGGUAUAUUUGCUCUGACGAUUUCGUCCAAUUUACUAUAUAUUUUAAAAAUAUAUGUCUUUCGUUUAUACAAAACAGUCGGGUGGAGAAUUUAGCUUGGGCUUCUGCACAGUUGCACUGUUAUCGCAAAACUCACUACAAUGUUACCACUGGCGACAAAGUAAAUGAAUUGGCGGAACUAGUAGGAAAAACGGCAUUGGAUGCUGUAACACAAGCGAGUGGGGACAUUAUAAUCGCUACAAAGCCUAAGAUUUUAUUCUGUGAUUUAAAAUUGUUGCCCGGGGAAACAAAAAUAUAUUUCUUUAAUGAAAUUUUACCUCGUAACGGGCCACCAACAUAUCGAGGGCAUGAUAUUAAGUAUUUCUACAAGAUUACAAUAGCCACGCAACGAGUGAAAUCCAAGGUGCAAAUGCUUACAGUGCCUAUACGUGUUUUACCUAUUCCAAUUUUUGCGGGCCCAGAUGAGAUGCAUUGUACAGAAGAAACAAAUGAUGAACUAGCGCCCACAAACCCUUUUUUAGAAAAACGGGAAAUUUCAGAAUUGGAGAUAUCAUGGCAUCACCUUAAGAACGUAACCGCCCGUCGUGCACCUAAAUAUUACCGUAUUUCUAACAAGCGUGGAUUUGUGGGCCGCUUUUGCUUGUUUAAGUCCUCUUACAAAAUUGGCGAAGACAUUGUUGGCAGUCUGGAUUUUAGUGACUGUAAAGUACGUUGUGUACAAUUUUCAGUGAAGCUCCAAUCACAAGAAAUAAAUCUAAAAAGCAUCGCCAAUCAGGUAGGCGGGGACUUUAACGAUGCUUCGUCAAUAAAUUCACUCGACUUGGCAAGUAUUGCAAGCGGUACAGCAGUCGAUAAUCUACAUAAAUCGAAAACAUCCGGUAGUACACGCAAUGCAGAAGUAGAUGAGCCUAUAGGAAAAGUGAGCACAUUUGCCACGAUACACCAGGUCUGCUAUGCCAUGACGAAGACCUCUGUGAUCAUACCCAUUCCAUUACAUGUGACACCGUCAUUUCACACCGAUUUAGUUGAAUUACGCUGGCGACUACACUUUGAAUUCGUCACAAGCAUAAUGAUGAACUUUGGCACGCCUAAUCCAACAGAAGGAGAACUUAAAGCUCCCGCAGAAAUACCUGUCGAAACGAUGGUGUGGAAUCUGCCAAUUACGGCAAUAUACGCUGCUAAUCCUCUUCAAAUAUAUUCCCCAAGUCAAACUCAUAAUAUAUUUAUUAAGUAAAGGACUGUGUUCCCUCUGUAUUUUUAAUAAUCAAAUCAUAAUAAAUAAACAUACAUAACUUGUAUGCAAAGUUACA
Molecule: messenger RNA, 1549 nt
Organism: Anastrepha ludens (Mexican fruit fly)
Lineage: Eukaryota; Metazoa; Arthropoda; Insecta; Diptera; Tephritidae
Product: RAB6A-GEF complex partner protein 2
Exons: 3
Coding region: 127-1473 (448 amino acids)
Biological process (GO): retrograde transport, endosome to Golgi
Cellular component (GO): Ric1-Rgp1 guanyl-nucleotide exchange factor complex; Golgi membrane
Source: RefSeq, a predicted model, not a curated record